Molecule: messenger RNA, 740 nt
Organism: Cyclopterus lumpus (lumpfish)
Lineage: Eukaryota; Metazoa; Chordata; Actinopteri; Perciformes; Cyclopteridae
Gene: lgals2b
Product: lectin, galactoside-binding, soluble, 2b
Exons: 4
Coding region: 71-466 (131 amino acids)
Molecular function (GO): laminin binding; galactoside binding; carbohydrate binding
Source: RefSeq, a predicted model, not a curated record
GCGUUAUAUAAACCUCUCACCUGCUCACGGAGCUCCGUCACCGGAGCCUCAGCCCACUGAAGACAGCACCAUGAAAGUCAAGAACAUGACCUUCAAGGAGGGCCAGGAGUUCAAGGUCCGCAUCAAGCCCGACGGCGACAGCGACUCCUUCGCCAUCAACAUCGGUCACGACCCCGAAAACAUCGCCAUGCACUUCAACCCUCGCUUCGACUGCAACGGCGAAACCAACACCAUCGUGUUCAACUCGCUGUCCGGGGGACACUGGGGAGACGAGCACCGCGAGGGGAACUUCCCCUUUGUGCGCGGGGAGGAGUGCAAGUUUCACAUCAACUUCAACAACGAGCAGUUUUACAUCAAGCUCCCCGACGGCUCCAUGAUGAACUUCCCCAACCGCCUGGGAGACGUCAAGUACAAGUACUUUAACGUCAGCGGGGCCGCGAGGAUCGUCGGCAUCAAGAUCAAGUAGAAGUCCUCGACCUUUGACCUGUCCACCUUGUGUGUGUGUGUGUGUGUGUUGCUUUAAUAGUCUGUUGCACAUUACUGAACCCAGGCCUGCUCGUUCAUCUUUUCUCCCGCUGAGCAGCAUGAAAACAUACCACCAGAGAUUUGAGCCGACGAGUGGUAAUGAGAUGAAAUGACCUGCAGGGGGAGCCGCAGCACACCUCCCCUCCUGUGCAUGCUCCACGUGUCGUCAGUCACUGGGUUGUUAAUAAAAGCUGUGGAGGAAAGCGUGUCUGUCU